GACACUUGAGAGCAGGACGAAGGACAGGCAGACAGAGACAGACAGGAGCAGCGCUGCACUCCUCUUUUCAUCCUCCUCCUAAUUCUUGUUCUAUCACUCUACUUGUUGAUCCGAGUUCUCCCUACUUUCUCCAAUUUGUUCCCCCUCUUUUCCUCCCUCCUUUUAUUUUAUUUCAAUUUUUUAUUUUUUGUGGUUCUUCCUCCUGCGCCAUGGGCUCAGUGCUGCCCGCCGACGCGUUGGCUCUCAAGCCCGGAUUUAAGUGUCCGGGCCGCGCUCUCUCGGACGUCAUCACCUCGGACAUCCUGCACAGCUUCCUGUACGGCAGGUGGAGGAACGUGCUGGGCGAACACCUGGCGGAGGAGCGACACAGCGGCAGUAGCGGCCCCAAGACGGCGUUCACCGCAGAGGUGCUGGCUCAGUCCUUCGCUGGAGAGGUGCAGAAGCUGUCCAGUCUGGUUCUGCCCAGUGAAGUGAUCAUCGCCCAAAGCUCGAUCCCCGGAGAAGGUCUUGGCAUCUUCUCAAAGACGUGGAUCAAAGCAGGGACAGAAAUGGGACCUUUCACGGGGAGAGUCCUGUCUCCCGAGCACGUGGACUUGUUCAAGAAUAACAACCUCAUGUGGGAGGUGUUCAAUGAAGACGGCACCGUGCGCUAUUUCAUCGAUGCCAGUCAGGAGGAUCAGCGCAGCUGGAUGACUUACAUCAAGUGCGCCAGAAACGAGCAGGAGCAGAACUUGGAGGUGGUUCAGAUCGGCAGCAGCAUCUUCUACAAAGCAGUGGAGACAAUCCCACCAGACCAGGAGCUUCUAGUCUGGUAUGGAAACACACACAACACGUUCCUGGGAAUUCCUGGAGUCCCUGGAGUGGAUGAGGAGCAACAGAAAAAAAGCAGGAAUGAUGACUCCCACUCGUGUGAAGGCUCUUCCUCGUGCUCCCCCUCUUCAACCUCCUCCUCCUCAUCCUCCUCCUCCUCCUCCAGUGCCGGCCGCAUGCGCUGCGUCAUCUGCCACCGCGGCUUCAACUCCCGCAGCAACCUGCGCUCGCACAUGCGCAUCCACACCCUGGACAAGCCUUUCGUGUGCCGCUUCUGCAACCGCCGCUUCAGCCAGUCGUCCACGCUCCGCAACCACGUGCGCCUGCACACCGGCGAGCGGCCCUACAAGUGCCACGUGUGCCAGAGCGCCUAUUCGCAGCUGGCGGGCCUGAGGGCGCACCAGAAGAGCGCGCGGCACAAACCGGCGGCACAAAGCGGCGCCGACGUGUCCUCCCAUGUUUCCCCUCCUCCUCCACCGCAGAUCACAGCGAUGUCUCACCAGCACCAGAUGCCACUGGUGCACCACAUCCCCACCAUGGUGCUAUGAUGACGGACACGCAGAGGGACAGUCACACAGAACAACGUUGCACUUUAGAUUAGACCUGAGGAGGAGAUAUAAAAGGAGCUCCUGAUGAAACUGACAGUUUUAAAGGUCCUGUGUGUAAGAUUUAUGUUUGUAUAAGUAUAGAAUUACUUUAAAAUAAAAAAACACAAGUGGUUUUUAUAUGUGCAUUUUAGGCAAGAGGCUGGCAUCCUGUGCCACCUUGUUUCUAUAGCAGCCAGAACAAACAAACCUGAGUGUUUUAUAUGCAAAAUGAAGAGGAACAACAUCUUUUCUGAUCCAUGAGGGCCACUGUAGUUGAUGCACUUCGGAAAGAGAGACGUGAACAGAGAGCAAUCAGCAGUCUCACUGUUAGAUGUCACUAAAUUUUACACACUGGACCUUUAAGGGGAGGGGGAUAAGUAAAUGUGAGCGUGAAGAAUCACACAAAGACUUUAUUCCAUAACUAUAUGUUUCUUAUGUAUUCGAAAAUCAGACAGAAUGUUUUAAUGUUUGUAUUUUGGAAGCUGAAAUAUAGUGGGGGGGGGGCACACAGCACCUGUGUCCAAAUUUUACAGAGUGUGUAAUCUACCCGUGUGUCAUAUAUCACUAUGAAAUAUUUUCACACCAUGUUUGUUUUGUAUCCCGUGGUCACCAGCUCAGGUGAGAAGUCAGAGGUUUGUACAGUCGCUCCAAAUAAAGAGAUCCGCAUCGUUCCACACUGUAAACUGAAACAGUCACUUUAAGCUUGUACAGACUUUGCAGACGUGUGUAAUUGUAAAAUUGUAUUGUAUUCCACUGUACAUGUGAAUGUAAAUACAUUUGUGGUCUCUCACAUAUUCUAAAUAAAUGAUACUAUGACAUGAUAUGA
Molecule: messenger RNA, 2223 nt
Organism: Solea senegalensis (Senegalese sole)
Lineage: Eukaryota; Metazoa; Chordata; Actinopteri; Pleuronectiformes; Soleidae
Product: PR domain zinc finger protein 12-like
Exons: 5
Coding region: 210-1358 (382 amino acids)
Biological process (GO): neurogenesis
Cellular component (GO): nucleus
Molecular function (GO): histone methyltransferase binding
Source: RefSeq, a predicted model, not a curated record